AUGCAGGAGCUCCGCCGUGGACGUCGCGGGGCUUCCGGUGCGCUGCGGAAGCGGGCGACGGGCCACACAGCACGUGCCGCUCUUCUCCUGGUAGUUUUCGCCACCGUCUGCAUCUUCCUAUUCACGCGGCUGAUGGACAUUGGCACAUGGGGCGCGGGCAGGGAAGAACACAACGCCGGUGAGGCAAUGCGGGUGGGACCGACAAACCACUUCUUCACACGUGUCAGUUUCGUCAUGGACGACAGCAUGGCCCACGCGUGGCGCACCUCUAGCGAGCGGCUCACGUUUCAGGUGCAACUGCGCGUAGAGCGCGUGCAGGCGUCAUUGAUGCAUGGCGGUGAACAGCAAGAAAGCACCGCAGAGCAGUCAGCCAAGGUAUCGGCGACAUUAUACGGGAAGAGCUCGUUGAAGUUGAAACACACAAGACGGCGGUCAUUGUAUAUUCGCACCGAUGUUCCCAUUGAGUUCGUGUCAUCAAAUGCCUCUGAUGCCACGGCUACGCAUGUGAACGAUGCACCCGUUGCGCUAAAGGAGUUUCUGCUGCUUUCGCUAUGGGAGGACACGUACCGUAUAGCGUACCGCACCUCCGUGGACCUGCUGCGUCAGUUUGACCUGCUCUUUUCGUACGCACAGCUCGUGGAGCUGCGCUGCUACCCGGCGGUUCCCAGCCAUGCGUGGGAUCACCCGUGCGCGCCGUCCGUCAGCGGCACGUCGGUGAGCGACGGUGCGCAGCAUGGACGCACACUCGGUGUGUACCUCGCCAUGGAGCCGCCUGCGCAGGCGAUAUGGCGGCGGAUGAAGGCUGCAUUCGCGGCAUUGGAGGCAGAGGAGGGCGGGGGGUCGCCACCUGAUGCUGCUGCUGCUGCUUCGGCAUUGUCUCGUCGUGAGUACGAGACGAAGGCAGAGCACGUUGCACGCAUUGAUCACUGGCGGCGCAUGUGGCGCAUCACAAAGGAAUCAUACGGCGGAAAUGUUGAAAGUGCAGUGGAGGUGGGCUCACGGAACUUCAUGAACUUUCGUGAGCCACGCCAUGAUUUAUCGCAUGUCCCGAGCUACAAGAAGAACAGCUCUUUCAUGCCGAGUUACCGGCUCCUGGAAAAGAAUCCACUCCGUUACGGUUUGAUGAGAGGAAUGACCAGCGCCGACGAACGUGAGGCGGCGAAGCAGUUCUUUGACUUGCCACAGUACAUGGCCUGGAUCGCCAUCAAUACAAUACUGCGGAACAGUGAUUACGAUGACGAGGUGCUCUUCUACGGGGUGCUGCGGCGGUCGGCAUCGCCGCACGACGGAAUGCCGCAACUGCGACCACCGCUUCCAGUGCAUCUGGGCUUGAUGGGAUGGGACUACGACUCUAUCUUCGCCAAUUGCCACCGGAAGCUAUGGUUCUCUACGCCGCUCAUGUUCUGUGCUGAGACAACACUCGACCACAACAUUCUCACCACUCCAAGGCUGCUAGCGCGCUACACGGAAGUUUUGUGGGAUCUUCUGCAGCGUGUUGAUGAACGCCGGUUCCGCCACUCUGUGGGCUUCGCUGAAAGAGAGUUGGGCACAAUAUUUCACGCAGCACCGGGGACGCUGCUGGCAACAUAUGGCAAAGACAGGUACGAGGAAGAUACCGGUGUGAAGUGGAUUAUGGAAAGUUUUAUGGCACAGAGGAAAAUGAUACUGCGCGCUGUGGAGCCGUACAUUGGCAGGUCAUCCGCGUUGUCGUCAGAAGCGCCGGCUUCGGUGGGCACUGCAGGCGUGGCAAACCUCUCAGGAUUGGGGCAGGUGAACGGAGGCACCACAGAGGCGCGCCGUGAAUUACUGAGCCGCCUUUCUCACACGGUCAAAGUUGCACGCUCCCGCGUCGUCGUGGCACACGGCUAUACCGUCAAGAGCGUGCAGUCGGCUCUGGGCCAGCCUAUACAACGACAGCAGCAGCAACAAGAGCAGGAUCAGGGUGAGUGGGAGGGGGAGACGUACAUUCUGCCCGCGCCAGGCAUGUACUGCGCGCGUGUGGACGUUCCAACUGAGGUGCUGAUGGGGCCGGGACAGCUUGGCGGCAUCGCUGCACAACUGAAGCAGGAAGGCCGCAGCUCUCUGCUUGUCGAUGUGCCGCUUGUGGAGCCGAGCCCAUCGCGCAGCGGGGCAGAGUACGGGCUGUGGCUUUACAAGAAGCCAGACCCCAUGCAGCACGCGAUGACCGCUCCUGCUGAAGGCGCCGACCUUCACGUUGUUGUGCCACCCGUGUGGCCUACAUCAUCAAGCGGGUCGCGCGGCGUAUUCGUUGCGCGUGUUCUUCGGCCGAAUCAAGACUCCAAGCCGCCAUCCUUCACAUGGACACGAAAAAACACGCUGCUCGCAGCCACCGACGCUACGUCACUGAAGACGAUGAUCGUUCGCGGCUUUAGUGCUGUUCGCUUCGUUGUGGUGCCGGCGGCUACCAAUGACAUGUCUUCACUUGCCCCGCGCCACGAGCGGGAGAAUGCAGCAGACGGCCCGCUGCUGUUCAUCCGUGGUGGUGGCGGCAUGACAGAGGUUGUGGUUCCAGGCACUGGGGUUCGGCGGUUGGCACCACUCACAUCUGUUUUGCCGCCGCCGCGAUCACCGUCGGCAACCAAUGGCCUCGUCGACGCGGAUGGCACCGCACUGGGCGAGGUGCUUGAGGGAGGGCAGACUUUGAUUUGCAGCGCAACUGCUGCAUCAGUGGGCGGCCCCACCGUGCGCACCGUAAAGUGUCCCGUCUUUGUUCGUGGUGUCUUUGCGGUGGGCCGUGGCGCCACACUUGAGGUAACGGCCGGCUGCGUUGUCGUGCUGCUGCCUGGCGCGCUCCUGCGCGUGGAGGGAAGUGCGCGGCUCAACGGCACUGCCGCAGCACCGGUUGUGGUAACUGGUGAGGACUCAGUGAGCAGCAGCAGCAACUGGCGCACCAUUCACGUGGAUGGACCGGAUGCCGCGCUCAACGCGACUUUUACUUUCUUUACCGGCUCCGGUGUGAAGGGAAUGCGCGUGCCUGGCACAGGCAAGCACCACUCGCACUCCGCCGCUAUCACUCUGACGAAUAGGGCAUUGCUGUCGCUCCGCCACUCAUUUCUGUUGGAGUUGCGAGGAGCCGCAAUUGCCGCCGGCACACACGCAGUGGUGCAGGUCGCGGAUUCUCUGGUGCAGUGGGCACAGAUGGGUGUGGAGUGUCUGCGCUGCGGCUUCGUGUCGCAGCGGUCUGUGUGGUCGCACUUCCCCGCGUGGGACACCGCGUACGCUGACGACGACAACGACGCCAUGUACCUCUCCGGCGGCGAACACCGCGUGACAGACAGCGUCAUUGCACACACCAAGGACGACGGUAUCGACUCGGGUGCAGUGGCCGGCGGCAGAAGCAAUAACAAAAUCAGUGGUGGCUCUCUCGUGGUGCACAACACAAUCAUUGAGGCCUGCAUGCAUGAGGGCGUUGCGCUGUCGACGGAACGUGGUGUCCAGCGGGUGGUGGUGGUCGCACACACAGUGCUGCAGCACUGCCAGCAGUGUGUCGAGUCCGGCUACACGGCGGGGCUCCACACGGCGGCAGUGACGUCGUGCCUCAUUCAGCACUGCGCUGUGGGCGUGCGGUAUGGCGACAACUACCACUGGUCGCACUGCGACGGUGAGAUGAUGGUGCAUAACACCACAAUCGCACACAACGAGGCCAACGCAAUGAACUACGAACGACGCAAGGCAGCCCCCAAGGGGCCGAGUCAGUUUCAUACGCAGGAAAUGCUGCCACAGCAACACUGGCAACUGCUACAGGACGCAGCCAGCAGUUCUGCGCUGCCGCUGUCGGCUCCGGUUUCGGCAGCAGCAGGCGUGGUUUCGCUCAUGCCAGAUGCACGGGCGAAAAUGUCAAGUAUGAGGGACUGGCAAGGCUGUGGUGACAUCUUUGCGCUACCUGGAAACAGCAGCACAAAGAAGCUUGCGCAGACAGAUACGGGAAUGGUGAUGGAGGAUAACUACCUGAGGGACAUCACACUGCACUUCUGA
Messenger RNA from Trypanosoma grayi, 3996 nucleotides. RefSeq lists its product as hypothetical. The coding region runs from base 1 to 3996 and encodes 1331 amino acids. Lineage: Eukaryota; Euglenozoa; Kinetoplastea; Trypanosomatida; Trypanosomatidae. The transcript has a single exon. The record is from RefSeq and is a predicted model, not a curated record.